CGUUAAAUUUUGGUUCUUUAAAAACUUGGACUGUAUCCCAUGACGGCAUCUCCCCGUACAAAAUAUUUAUUUUAUUUUAUUUUAAUUAAAUAAUUUAAUUUUAAAUAAAGUUGGAACAAGAAGACUAGACUAUCUCCUCCACUAUACAAUUAGAGAGCCUUUGGUGGAAGAAACUAGGAGAACGAUUCUUCAAUCCCACAAAAAGUUUCCAUACUACAAACAAACACUUUCUGACAAUAUCCCUUUUCAUCUUCUAUCUUCUUUUCUUUUUUAAUUUCUGAAACAAAGAGAAAAAGCUCUGAAAGCCAGAACCUUUACUCUUCUGGAGCUCUCUAAGGUUUAAUGGUGGUUUAAUGCUCACUGAGAUUUUGGUUGAGUAUUAACUGUGUCUGAGCUUUGUUUUGCUCACCCUUUUCUCCGUUUUCUCUCCCUUUCUCUCUCUCACUCUCUCUUUAUUUGUUUAACAAUGGCUGAGUAUAUAUGUUUACUGAACCAGGAUUCUAUCAUUAUUAAGGCUCCUAAGAAAAACACCCUCUUGUUGAGGAUGUUAGUAUUGGUGUUUGCCAUGGUUUGUGGAGUUUAUAUCUGCUCAAUAUGUGUGAAGCAGAUCAAUUUUCAAACCCUUACCUCAAAUCAAAGCAUCCAAGUUGUGGAAAGUCCUUGUCUUGAUAAUGGAAUUAAGCUACUGGAAUACCCUCAUGUGCAUUAUCCCAACCCCAAAACCUUUAGCAGGGGUGAGUGUGAGCAUAAUCCUGUUAGGUUCUUCGCUAUCUUGUCCAUGCAGAGAUCGGGAAGUGGGUGGUUUGAGAGCCUCUUAAAUAGUCAUAUUAAUGUAAGUUCUAAUGGAGAGAUAUUUUCUCGUUGGCAUAGGAGGCGAAAUAUUUCUUCCAUUGUAGAGACUAUGGAUCAGGUUUAUAAUUUGGAUUGGCAGAGUAGUGCUUCGAAAAAUCAGUGCUCUGCAGCAGUUGGCUUCAAGUGGAUGCUUAAUCAGGGCUUGAUGGAGCAUCAUAAAGAAAUAGCCGAUUACUUUAACCGUAGGGGUGUUUCUGCAAUAUUUCUCUUCCGUAAGAAUUUAUUACGUCGGAUGGUCUCAGAUCUUGCCAAUUCGUAUGAUCGAUAUGCUAAGCUAUUGAAUGGAACUCACAAGGCUCAUGUACAUUCGGCCGAGGAGGCUGAAAAACUGUCAACAUACAAGCCAGUAAUCAAUUCUACAUCUUUGAUCAAUGAUCUGGUGAAAAUGGAGUUAGCAACUAAGGCGGCUUUGGCAUCCUUUAACACCACUAGACACAUAGUUUUGUACUACGAGGAUGUUGUGAAGAACCCUGCUAAACUGAACGAAGUUCAAGUGUUUCUUGGACUACCAGUGAUGGAGCUAAAGAGCCAUCAGGUGAAAAUACACAAAGGAUCACUAUCAGACCACAUCAAGAACUGGGAUGAUGUCAACAGGACACUUAGUGGAACAACAUACGAGCAUUUUCUCUACUCUGAUUAUUAAUAGUCCCGAGUCCCGAAUCUGCUGCUAACUCCUGGAUUGGUGUAAAUACCAGCCUAACUUAUUAUUACACAGAAGCUUGGCUAACAGGGUACCACCGGUCAAGGUUAGAAUUUUUUGUGGCUGCAACAUUUUCUUGGCAAUUAGUGUCAACAAUUCGUUGAUGUGAUAAUUAGUUCCUUUGAUGCUCUCUCUACAAAAUUGUACAUGUCAUUUUGUUCAUUUUUCAAGUUUAUUAGAGUUUUUAAUCAGAAACUAAUUAUAAUGAAAAUGUUUUGAGGACUGUAGGGAGCCCAUUUGCUUCAAAUCUUAUUACAUGUUUUAUGCAUUUUCAUGAAAAGCUUACCUUGUAUUACUAUUACACAAAGGCAAUGAUACUCAAAAGAACUCUUUCAAAGUUGUUGUAUAAAUAGUCAUUCAUAUACA
Molecule: messenger RNA, 1918 nt
Organism: Cannabis sativa
Lineage: Eukaryota; Viridiplantae; Streptophyta; Magnoliopsida; Rosales; Cannabaceae
Exons: 6
Coding region: 467-1495 (342 amino acids)
Molecular function (GO): sulfotransferase activity
Source: RefSeq, a predicted model, not a curated record